GUUCUCCCUUUGUGCGCGCGGCAUGAGCCUGUGGAAGCCACUUAAAACCUCCAGAAAAGAGAAGAGGUGCUUCAACUAAGAUCAGCGUAUCAGGACGGCGUCAGUAGGUAUUGAGGACAUCUUUUAUUAACCAUGAAGUCAGCCCUUGGCCUUUUUGUCGCACUGUGUGCUCUCUUCUGCUGCUCUGCUGACAAUGUGAAACUCUUGCGCACGAAGCGUGGAACUCGUUUUAGAGUCCAGUGUGUGGAUAGUGAAACGUCAGCAGUGCGUAGAUUUGGCGACACGUGGCUGCGGUGGAGGGGACAGCGUGUGGAGUAUUGUCAUUGUGCGAUGAGAGGACGAGAGUAUUGUCAUGUUGUCCCCGUCAUCAACUGCUACGUGUCUCACUGUUAUAAUGGUGGGACUUGCAAGGAGGCGUACACAUCAGACUACAUCUGCCAGUGCCCAUCGGGCUUCAGUGGAACUCAGUGUGAGAUCAAUACCAAAGAGCGCUGUGUUACUGGGCAGGGGGAAGGUUACCGGGGCACAUGGAGCAUCAGUCAGUCGGGGGCAGAGUGCAUAAACUGGAACUCCACUUCUCUAAGGGGGCGGCGCUACACAGCGAGGAAGAAUGACGCCAGCAGCCUGGGACUGGGCAAUCACAACUAUUGCAGGAACCCAGACAGUGACAGCACUCCCUGGUGUUAUAUCUAUAGAGGCACUCAAGUCAUCUGGGACUUUUGCUCUUUACCCAAGUGUCCUGAAGAUAAGGCGUGUGUUGUGGGCUCGGGUCAGUCAUACAGAGGCACAGUGGCAGUGACGAGAAGUGGCUCACGCUGUCUCCCAUGGGACUCCACUGUGGUCAGGAGAAAACUGUACAAUGCAUGGAGGUCUGAUGCUCUGGAGCUGGGACUGUCCGGACACAACUUCUGCAGGAAUCCAGACGGUGACGUGAGCCCCUGGUGUCACACUUACAAGAACAUGCAGUUGACUUGGGAGCUCUGUCAAAUUCCUAAAUGUGCAAGAAAUCCCCCUGUUAUUGCCACUCUUGGUCCCCGAGCGCCUACCACAAACAACAAUAAUGCAGCGACGUGUGGGGAGCGUUUGGACAACACCCUGAACCAGCCCGUGUUCAGGAUGUUUGGCGGACGGGCGAGUGACAUCACAGAGCAGCCCUGGCAAGCGGUGAUAAAUGUUUACCAGGCCCGCCUCAAAAAGCACUUCCAUCGAUGCGGAGGGGUCCUGAUUGACUCCUGCUGGGUGCUGUCUGCUGCUCACUGCUUUGAAGACAAUGCCAAAGCUGAGAAACUGGAGGUGAUUUUGGGCAGAACAUAUCGCAAACAGAACUCGACCAGUGAGCAGAUAUUCAAAGUCAAAAAAUACUGGAUUCAUGAGAAGUUUGACAAUGAAACCUUUGAUAAUGACAUUGCUCUGCUGAAGCUAUAUUCAGACAUUGGUCUGUGUGCUGUAAACGCUCCGGAGGUCUUCCCCGCAUGUUUGCCCGACCGGGGGUUAGAGCUGCCCGACUGGACCGAGUGUGAGAUCUCCGGAUACGGCAAAGAAUCUGAAUUUUCUGCAGAGUACUCUGAGCGUGUGAAGAGAGGUUAUGUGAGGCUGUGGCCAAAGGAGCGCUGUGUGCCUGCUGUGCUCUCUGGGCGAACUGUUACUGCCAACAUGCUGUGUGCAGGUGACACCAGAGGCCUGGAUGAUGCCUGCAAGGGCGACUCUGGGGGCCCACUGGUUUGUCGAAGCAAUAACCGGAUGACGCUGAUGGGUGUAAUCAGCUGGGGGGACGGCUGUGGGCAGAAAGAUAAGCCCGGAGUCUAUACCCGGGUCACCCAUUACAUCGACUGGAUAAACGGCAAAAUAAAGGCCAACCCUGUAUGAUGUGUGUGACAGCAAGAGGAUGUUUUUAAAUAACUUUCCCAGGCAGGGCAGUGCGGUGAACACAGAGAGGGGGUCUUAAGGACUCCAUCUGUAGCUGUUUCCUGUUGCUUUGAAUGCGCAGGGUGGAAGUUUGAAACUGGGUUCGGCACAUAAAAAGGUUUACUGUGGUCAACCUUUUAUGUAGAACUGUAGGUCGGUCCAGUACAGUGUGUAUAAAGAACAAUGCAAACAUUUACUCCAGCUCUGUCUCAAUCAACUUAAAGGUGCACUGUGUAACUUUUCUGGUGUAGGGUCGGCCAUCUGCUUGUCUCCAUGAUGUGUUAUUGUUUGGCAACAAGCAGAUGAUUCCAGAGCCAAGUCACAGGUCAGAUCUGUAGAGAGGGCAUCCCCGCUCAAACCAAGAAUGCAUGUUUUUAAAGAUUUUUAAAGCAAUACAUACAUCUCUAACAUAACAAAUGAUAGUUAAGUUUAAUGCCUUUCUAUGGAAUAUUCUAGGCAAGCAAUAACAUUUCCACGAAAAUAAACACAUGGUGGACCCCUCACCAGAAAAGUUACAUAGUGCACAUUUAACAUGCAUUAAAGUUUCCUGAAAAAAAAAUAAAAUUGAAUUGUGUGUUACAUAUAAGUUAACAAAACAUUUGUAACCAAUUAGUAGUGCACAUUUUUCCAGGCGAGAAUUCUAAUCAGCAAUAGGUGUGUUUGUUAAACUAAUAAUGUGUAAAUGUGGAUUGUCUCGUAUCAUGUAUUCUGUGUAUCUGCUGGUUCAGAUUUGGUGCCGAUUUUAAUAUUUCUCGGAAAACAAGCAUUGAAACAGCCCUAUUAAGUCUUAUGGUGUUCCCCUGUUCAGAUAUUAGCUCUUGAUUUGCAGAUAGCAGGGUUGAGCCCAGCAUCAGCUCACUAUGUACAGUGUUCAAUAGUUGUACAUUUAUAUUUUUAUCAACUGGAAGCUUUUUCUGCUCCUCAUUAUUUUCAGUAGCCUAUAUGUUAUUAACAAUAUGUCUUGUCAAAUUUGACCAUGUUUUUAUUUAAAAUGUAUUAUUUAUGUGACUUUUGUAUUCCUUCAGUAAUCUACUUGUGAGGUCUUUGUAAAGCAUUAUUUAUUAUUUGGAUAGAACCUUAUUGUACCAUUUU
Molecule: messenger RNA, 2997 nt
Organism: Boleophthalmus pectinirostris (great blue-spotted mudskipper)
Lineage: Eukaryota; Metazoa; Chordata; Actinopteri; Gobiiformes; Gobiidae
Gene: plat
Product: plasminogen activator, tissue
Biological process (GO): plasminogen activation; smooth muscle cell migration
Molecular function (GO): serine-type endopeptidase activity
Source: RefSeq, a predicted model, not a curated record